GACUCCUUAGAUGACUGGAGGCAAGCAGGAUGGCAGAGGCCAACAGCAGCGUUUUGGAAGGCUUCAUCCUGAUGGGUAUAUCUGACCAUCCCCAGCUGGAGAUAGUCUUUUUCAUAGUCAUUCUCUUCUCUUACUUGCUGACCCUCAUUGGGAAUUCAACCAUUAUCCUGCUUUCCUGCCUGGAUGCCCGGCUCCACACGCCCAUGUAUUUCUUCCUCAGCAACCUCUCCUCCCUGGACCUUGCUUUUACUACUAGCUCAGUCCCCCAAAUGCUGAUGAACCUAUGGGGACCAGAGAAGACUAUUAGCUAUGCUGGCUGUGUGAUCCAGCUCUAUGUUUUCCUCUGGCUAGGGGCCACUGAGGCAUUCCUGCUGGUGGUGAUGGCGUUUGACCGCUUUGUGGCAGUCUGCCGGCCCCUGCACUACACCACCAUCAUGAGCCCUCGGCUCUGCUGGCUGCUGGCUGCCGUUGCGUGGUUGGGCGGCUUGAGCAACUCUGUGAUCCAGUCCACGUUCACUCUGCAGCUCCCGUUAUGUGGGCACCGGAGAGUGGACAACUUCCUGUGUGAGGUGCCUGCCAUGAUCAAACUGGCCUGCGGAGACACAAGUCUCAAUGAGGCGGUGCUCAACGGUGUCUGCACCUUCUUCACUGCUGUCCCACUCAGCCUCAUCCUGGUCUCCUACUGCUACAUAGCUCAGGCGGUGCUGAAGAUCCGCUCAGCUGAGGGACAGAGAAAGGCCUUUAACACCUGCCUUUCCCAUCUGGUGGUGGUGCUCCUGUUCUAUGGGUCUGCCAUCUAUGGGUAUCUCCUUCCAGCCAAGACCAGCAACCAAGACCAGGGCAAAUUCAUUUCCCUCUUCUACUCUGUGGUCACGCCAAUGUCCUACCAGGACAAGCGGGCACUGUGGGAAGCUCCUCGCCAUGCCAUGCUGCCCCUCCAUCCCGGCAGCAGCAGCUCGGCGACAACUCUGUUUAGUGUAUAA
Suricata suricatta (meerkat) is the source of this 983-nucleotide messenger RNA. Its product is annotated as olfactory receptor 2C1. The coding region runs from base 30 to 983 and encodes 317 amino acids. Gene Ontology annotation, biological process: G protein-coupled receptor signaling pathway. The record is from RefSeq and is a predicted model, not a curated record. Gene Ontology annotation, molecular function: olfactory receptor activity; G protein-coupled receptor activity. The transcript is spliced from 2 exons. Lineage: Eukaryota; Metazoa; Chordata; Mammalia; Carnivora; Herpestidae. Gene Ontology annotation, cellular component: membrane.